CAUUUGGCGAGUGAACUUAAUGUAUCCGUGGGAAAAAUUCAUUCAAUUUUGAAAAAAAAUAAGUAUCAUCCAUAUCGGCCAAACUUAGUUCAACAUUUGGUACCUGGUGAUUCAGAGAGAAGACUUACGUUUGUUGCAUGGUUAUUGGUACAAACUCAAGAGGAACAAAGAUUUUUGGACUACAUUUUUUGGAUUGACGCAUCCAAAUUUACUAAUAACGGUAUUAUUAACAAACAAAAUAAUCGAUAUUGGUCUGAUAGUAAUACAUUUUGGACAAAUGAUACUCAUUUUCAACACGUAUGGGGAACAAAUGUUUGGUGUGGACUUGUAGGUGGCAAAUUACUUGGUCCUUAUUUUUACGAUGGUACGUUGACUGGUAUUAGAUACCUCGACUUCUUGUCAAACCAGUUAUCCAUUUUUAUGGAAGAUAUUCCAUUAAACAUUCGCGCACAUUUAUUUUUUCAACAAGAUGGAGCACCCGCGCAUAACGCAUUAAUUGUACACAAAUAUUUAGAACAAGCUAUCAAUCAUAGAUGGGUACUCGUGGGCCAGUAGAAUGGCCGCCAAGAUCACCAAAUUUAACACCUUUGGAUUUUUUUUUGUGGGGACAUCUGAAGAUGGUUGUCUAUUCUAAUCCACCAAAUGAUCUUCAAGAUUUGAAGAAUAAAAUAAUUGUUGCAACAGAGGAAAUAAAUUAAUUUUUAACAGAGGAACAAAUACUUUCUUUUCUGCGACACACAAAGAAGUACUGCGACGGUGUGAA
Messenger RNA from Sipha flava (yellow sugarcane aphid), 763 nucleotides. RefSeq lists its product as uncharacterized. The annotation marks the transcript as partial. The transcript has a single exon. Lineage: Eukaryota; Metazoa; Arthropoda; Insecta; Hemiptera; Aphididae. The record is from RefSeq and is a predicted model, not a curated record. Gene Ontology annotation, molecular function: nucleic acid binding.